Messenger RNA from Penicillium oxalicum, 126 nucleotides. RefSeq lists its product as uncharacterized. The record is from RefSeq and is a predicted model, not a curated record. Bases 1 to 126 code for a protein of 41 amino acids. The transcript has a single exon. NCBI's taxonomy places the organism in Eukaryota, Fungi, Ascomycota, Eurotiomycetes, Eurotiales, Aspergillaceae.
AUGAUGAGGCGAGUCCAGUCCACGGGACGGACACUCGCGGAUCCUCGUCCCCAAGCAUCCUGCAUGAAUCGGGAGACGGCUCUAAGCGUUACGGCGUCAAGGGGCCAGGUGGAACGAGGUCGAUGA